UUUAGAUAACGUAGCAUUCAAGAGCGAGCAAGUAGUAAACGCGAUUGUGCGAAAUUUCGACGGAUGAAAAACAUUUUGGAGCUGCGACCACAUCGCGACAUUCACGAUUCGCCAAAAUGUACAUGAAGUUUGUUUGAACGCGAUCGAUUCUCUCCGCCAAUCAUCGCAUUUCCCUCCAAAUGGGAUCGCCAUAUUAAACUUGACCUAUGUACGAGUGUGUCGAUCGUCGUAUAUUCUCUUCCGAAUUUAGGCAGACUUAUGGCACGGCGGUAACCGAGAUACAUCAUAUUCGACCUUCAAGUCGAGUAAUGUAUUUAGAAGAAAAUAACGAGUAGAAAAUCCGUCACCACAAUCCAACACGUGGAAGUUUGCGUUCUGGAGUGAAAAAUCAUGAAGACAAGUAGUGAACUACACUUUUCGUAAUCGUCUUGCAUUAGUUGUGUGAGUGUGUGAAGAGGAACUUGGAUGAACACGGAUUGAGAAUCGAGGAUCAUGCUGCGGUCACCGAGCUCAGAGAGCGGUGAAUCCUAAUUUGCUGACACACUGGAUGCUGUGAUAUAGAUGUAUCUGGUUGGAAGCUGCAAACGAGAAACUUGUGUGCUAUUUUCGCCGCUUGGAAUUGUUCCUGCCGUAAUUUCGUAACAUAGUAAAAGGCGCGUCGGGAGUGCGGGAGUAUCGUGAUAGUUUCGUGCGAGUACGAAACAAAUCUAGCGAAUCGUAUAAAUGAUUACAUUUCCGCUGAAAGAUAUUGGAAUACUUUCUUCGAGUUUAUUUUGGACAAUUCGGUUCGAUUCGUCUACGAUGUCGAGAGUGUUGUUUAAAGUGCUACGCGAUUUUUGUACUCGGGUACGCGAGUAAUACACACCGCGAACGCGUGUGAAUACCUCGAAGGGUCGCUGAAAGGAGGACGAGACCUAGGAGGCAUCGGGCGACAACAGAUCAACGUUGCGAUGGAAUGGAGACAUGAGAUGAAAUGGAUGGGGCAAACGGCACAGAAGCAGCGGAACGACGAUCGAGCAACGAAAAAGCCGCCAAGCUGGCGAGCCUAUCGAGUUGCAUGUCGACGAUGAUGGACGACGACGAGCAGGAGGAGCUCCGCUGCACCGGCAGCGACGUCGAGAUCGAGGAGUACACCGACACCGAGGAAUCGCCAUAUGUCGCUUAUCAGGCCAGCAGCGAUAAGCUGUUCGAUACCGAUCGCGAGAACUGGCAGAAGCUCCGUUUCCUGGCUACCCUCGUGUCCGUCGCGGUAUCAGUUACCGUUCUCGUUAUCAGCUAUCCGCUUUAUCUCGAGAGCGUCAGUGCUGUUUCCAGUGCUUACACAGGACUCCUUUUCACUGCUUUAUGCUCCGCCUGCAUUUUGGGGAUAAUGUACUUCGUUGCGGAUAGAGUGUCGCCGCCACCACCACUAAUACCGAACAGCAUGCGAGUAAGGAUACCCCGCUGCGGUUUGAUCAAAAUAAGCACUCUCUACGCCCUCUCAGGAGUCCUGAUUACUCUGUCCCUCGAUCGGAACAGAGUACUAUGUCACUUACAGGAUCCGAUAAAAGGUGUCGUUCUCGUCUUCUCUCUCGUCUACUACUUCUUCUUUUGUCGAAAAAUGAUGAGUCUGCAGCGAAUAUUCUCAAGCACGACUAUAAUAGUGGGUUUGUUCAUAAGCGUUGAUUAUGGUCUCUGCGACGAGUUCCGUUGUCGGGGAAGAGAGGUUUCCUCGCAUACAACAGCAGCUAUGAGGGGAACCUGGGGUGUCCGGGCAAUUUGGACUUUCGUUUACGUGGGCGCUCUCGCCGCCUUCGCCAUGUUCUUCACUAUGCUCGAACGGCAUUACACUACCGGGCAGCAAAAUGUGUGCCAGAUGUUGACGACGCAACACAAUUCUUUCCUCUACACGGUGUCGCGUUUGGUGUCUUCUCGCGAUAUUCGUCGUCGUGGCUCCGAAGAAGAAGGCGGUCGGUUGCUGCACGUGACUGAUCCGGAUCCCACGAUAAAGCCGAAAAGCUACCCUAAGCCGCCGGUGAUGCAAACCCUCUUUUACAUACACGUCAUUGCAUUCUUUGCCAUCCUGACGCUUUGCUGGCUCGACACAUUGCCGGGCAUCGGCAGGGGUUUGUCGCCUGUAGAAUUGUAUCGUACCGUCGAGCAUGGACUGAUGUGCCACUUUAAAGGCGGUAAACUAUGCUCGAACGUGUCCAGCCACGGAUGGAUUUUUCUAUUCGCUUACGUCGUCUUCUCGAUCUCAAUUCUCAACUUUCUGUCGUUGUGCGAAAGCGCGGUGUUCAGUGUGGCCACUGCGACUGUCUCUCUUCCACUGUCUGGUAUUUGGUGGAGUAUUUACAGAAUGGACAUCGGUUUACACGGGGGUUUCAUCUCCUGGUCGCCAGGAGUGACGGGCGAGUUGAUCUGCGCCUUACUUGGUCUUCCCGUUGUACUGCUUGGUCUGGGUCUACUUGUCAGAUCGCACUUCAGGGACACUCAACUUCCUUACCAGAUCAUUCAGCCACCAGAUAUCCAGCCUCACGAGGCCUGCCACAGAUGAAUUUCUUUGUAGCAUCUAGCUUGACCUUGCGACAAAGUGCAUACCACACGCGGUGAUCCAAAUGGAAAUUAAUUCUGAUCGAUUCGAUCGAAGCGACGAAUGUAUUGUUGGUUUUCAUCGAAUCAAUCGGAACGAAUGACGUAAUAAGACAGAUUUUACCGAGCCAGAAUAAUGUUAUUGUUGUACACUUGACAGAUAUAUUUUGUUGAUUGUUCCCAGACUACACCAAUGUUCUUCCUUUGAUCGCGAGGUCACCAAGGUAAAACAAGAUUCUCGAUUCGACCGUACGUACGUUUUAUCGAUUGACAUGCAAAUUUGCAUAUAUGUUGACAGAUAAUUGACUUUUUACCAAUAUCAGUUAAUCCCGAUUUGAUUUUUUUUUUCAGAAAUAUGAUUAGAAAAAUGUAAAAAAUUUAGUUAAUUCUUUUAUCAGCAAAAUUAAUUUUUUUAGGACAAUUUUUUAUUAUAUUUUUUAGUUAAUUAAAUAAUAUUUAAUCUUGAUGUAUAGAUUAAUUGUUACUAUUAUUUGAUUGGGAUUAAUUAAUUCAAGAAUUGAGUUAAAAUUAGAAUUAACUGAUAUUGGUAAAAAGUCGGUCAAAAGUUUCCGCACGGCAUUAUUGCGUUAAAUGCAAUUUAUGCACGCUUGCCUGUAAAAUUCUUUUUUCCAAACACGGAGAAACGAAUUUGCGGCGCGCGCGCGCAUUUGUGAUAAGAAAAUGAGUGCCAAUAUAUCGGUAACCCCUUCUACGAGAAGAAAAAGCGUGAAAUAGUGCGUGGGGAAGAAAGGAGAAAGCGAUCAAUUUUUCCUACAUAUUUGCCAAAUAUGAACGUCCGCGCGUCAUCAUGUACGCGAAAACGUUAUAGCCAAUUUAUAUUUUAUUUUGAUAACGAGAUGUUUUAUAUAUUUUCGAAGAAGUUCAAAUCUCACGUGUUAAAAACUGGGUAGAAGAGUAAAAAUGCGCGGAAAGUACUUUUUUAGCUGCAGAUCUGCGCGCACAGGAGCUUUCGAGCUAAGGAGAUUUUAUUCUGACUUAAUUUCCAAAAUCUAUUACAUGGAAAAUAAAAAUUGGAAGUGAGAUAUAUUUAUGUGAUCAUUUUUGAAAGUAUUAAUUAAUAGAUGUUAUAUAUAUAUGUGUAAUCACUCGAUUAAAAUUGUUAUAAACUUAUCAUCACGAGAGUUGUCAUAAUUCUUGAAACAUGUACGUUUAUUUUUUUAGAAAUAAGUAACACUUGGGGAAAAAACGUUGAAAAAUAGAGAUCUCAUUAUAAAAUAAUGAAUAGAUAUAUAAAGCUGCUAUUGCAAUUUAAUCGAAGUUAAUUAAAUUUGAAUGGACAUUUUUGGUCGGCCAAUCAAGUAGUUAAUUGUUAUUGACAUGUUAUUAAAUGAUUCAUAGGAGUUCAUUAAAUAUUAUUACCGCAAUUUUGCCAAAUAGUCACAAUAUGCGAAUAUGUGAGAAUGAAAACGGAGACUCGUUUAAUGAAGUAAAAUUGUCGGAAGUUGAAUCGCGCGCGCGCGCGCGAGAGCUUAGUUUCGAUUCAUAAUUGUUUCGAGUCAGGCUCUAACCAUUGUUACAGUCCUGUGCGCGCAAAUUACAAUAGUAGCAUACUUUGUCAAAGAUAAAAACUUGUGAGAGUACAGUAUUAUACUUGCUACCAGUUUGCAGUUUCCACGUUGGAAAUAUUAAAGUAAUAAGCGAGUGACUGAGAUACGUGCGCACGCGUGCGUGUAUAUGUGUGUGAUAUCUCUCUACACGACGUUCCAUUAACGAUAGACGUUACUCUAUCAAGUAACUUCAGCGCACAAAUUGUUUCAAACUAGUGUCCUGGUCGUGCGCGGUUAACAACGUUUGUCUUGCUAACGUAUAAAAUUCCAUCGCGGGCGGAUGAAAGUUUUGGAAUAAUUAACUAGCCCAUUCACGCGCUGUUAGCAAAAAGUCCCGUCAAGACGUAUCUUCCUCUCGCUGAUCUGAGUGCCAAUUAAGUUUCUUGAUAUAUUUCUUCGCCCAUCUUACAAAGAAUAAUUUUUUUAUAGCUACAUAUUUUUACGUACAUAAUAAGUAUAAUUAAAAUUAUGUGAUUAUAUGUUUAUAUUACGAAUUU
This is a messenger RNA of Linepithema humile (Argentine ant), 4636 nucleotides long. RefSeq lists its product as uncharacterized. Lineage: Eukaryota; Metazoa; Arthropoda; Insecta; Hymenoptera; Formicidae. The record is from RefSeq and is a predicted model, not a curated record.